AUGACACCACCCAAGAAGCAACAGGACACCGACGAUGUAUUGGACUUUAUCAAUUCAUUGCCGGACUCGAAAUCGGGGACCCCCAAGCCGGAAGAGGGCGAGAAUAAGGAGGAGCUAUUAGAUUUUUUAGACGAAUUGACUGCCCAUGAACGGACCCCGGUGCAGACCAGUAAGGGGAAGUUUGAGCCCAAGAAACCAGAAGAGGUUGCAGAAAAAGUUCCCGAAAAGGUUCCAGAGAAGCUUGCAGAAAACGAAAAGGAGAAAGAAAAGCCAGUGCUUAAUGCCAAUGAAGAAUUAGAGCUUGAUCCAAUUGGAAGUAUUUCGAAUUGGUGGAGUAAAGAAGGAUCUAAUAAGGUGAGUUCCUUAUGGGGGUCAAUUACGUCGAAUGCAGCCACGAUCAGCGAAACCACAUAUCAAAUUGCCAGUACUACCAGUAACCAAAUCAGUCAACAACGACAAAAAUUUUUAAAGGAGAAUUUAGGGGUUACCGAUAUAAUUAAUAACGACGAGUUGAUUAAUAUAAGCAAUCGAUUGAAUUCGAUAUUGCUAAACAUGUCCCAGCAAAUCAAAGAAGGCUUGAUCAGCGACGAAGAUGAGUUAUUGAAUAUAUUAAUAAUAUACGAUUUCCAAAAUUUACAUAAUUUAGAUCAAUUAUGUUAUGAGAAAUUCCAUAAGGUGAUGAAUCAAGUGGAAGGAGGAAUUAAGGUUAGUGUAAACAACUUCAAUAAUAAGAAUGAAGUCAAGGGAGAUAAGAUCAAUUUGAAUAUGUUCCAGGGCCAAAAAAUCGACGGAGAAAAAUUAUGUUUUGCCAAUCUAGACGGAUCAAUUAAGGAUUAUAUCAAGAUGAUGAAUUUAGAAGAAGAGCUGAAGAAAAUCGGCGACCACGAAAGCGAUGAAAAGAUCAGUGAAAUCAACAAGUCCAACAUUUUCAUUUCGAUCCAGCCCAUAAACGUUAGCAGUCAGGUUAAGUUGGGGGAAGACGCGCCGAUCAUUAUCGAGUCAAAUAACGGCGAGUCGUUUGUGUUUACCAUGAUCCUCAAGGAUAUCACCAACAACAUCACCAUUAUCAACAAGUCGCAGCCAUUCCCCUUGAAAUGGUCAAGGUGGUUACAAGGCGAACACCCGGAGUUUGACCAGCUCUUCACUGGCGAAGAGGAUAUCGAGCCCGGUGAGUGGGUCAAGGAAUGGAUCAACGACGGGUUGAGCCUUAGUUUUGCCGUUUUGGCCCAAGAAUACGUCUCCAAAAGAAUGGGUGUGUAA
This is a messenger RNA of Hyphopichia burtonii NRRL Y-1933, 1260 nucleotides long. RefSeq lists its product as uncharacterized. The record is from RefSeq and is a predicted model, not a curated record. Bases 1 to 1260 code for a protein of 419 amino acids. NCBI's taxonomy places the organism in Eukaryota, Fungi, Ascomycota, Pichiomycetes, Serinales, Debaryomycetaceae. The transcript has a single exon.